Messenger RNA from Sparassis crispa, 1842 nucleotides. RefSeq lists its product as hypothetical. Bases 1 to 1842 code for a protein of 613 amino acids. The transcript has 13 exons. The record is from RefSeq and is a predicted model, not a curated record. Lineage: Eukaryota; Fungi; Basidiomycota; Agaricomycetes; Polyporales; Sparassidaceae.
AUGGUUGAACGCAUUGAGCUCGACGACAGCAAUACUCUACGCAGCCGUGCAUCUUCACCUUCAUAUUCCUCGUCUGAAGCCACAGUAUUGGACGCCACCGCCUCGACACACGUCUCUGAAACGGCUAACCCAGGACAUACCCCCAGCCUUUGCGCGACUCCCGACGAACCUAGCGCACAUCCACUCGCGAACGCUGCCACCCCUUCUCAUCAUGUCGCAUUACCUAUCCAUGACGGCGCCGUACGAUACGGAGCUGGAGACAACACUAUUGCAGGCACAGAUUAUGAGCCCGUGUCGCCGGAGGAUGUGAUGGAGCGCAGAUACUGCCAAAGACACUGCAUACCACAGAGCCGUCCUGAAGAAAUCCAAACGAUUCCGCCUGUGAAGACAACUUUCGCAUAUCCCGCAUUACCACCGGGAUGGACUACUUGUGAACAUCCAGAAGGCUGCCGAUACUUCCGCAACAACGCCCAGCGUCUGUACACUGAUGCGUGGAUCCACGAUCGCACGACCUUCGAAAGUAUUGAAACAUUGGGACGACAGAUAUGUCACGACCUUCAGCAGAGAGACGAUGUUCCAGAUGGUACAGAGAUUGUGCUCGAUGUCUAUAAGGAUGAGAACGGACUGCAUCGGUCGUACUACCUCGUCCGUGAGGCCGACCGAACCAUCUUCUGGCUGCAUGAGGUCGACGUCGUAUUGCUCAGUCGAGGCUCACGGCCUGUCUUCGACGAGUCCCAUCUAAAACAUGCGCAAGAAGCCCAAUACUGGCUGCAUGCGGGACUAUUUCCAAAUGACCGCGAUAUCACGAAAGAGCUCUUGGAUGAGCUCGAAGACUUGAUGAUCCAUCAGACAACUGAUGCCCAUACGUCCGAGACGUCAACCGCUCCGUACGGUGCGGAUGAUAUGCGUAUUCAUUUAGCGACUUUCAAGCACAGUAGACCUGGGCAACGACCGGGCUCCUUCUGUUCCUUGACCAAAAUGAUGUAUGUUUUAGCUUCAGCAAGAUUCAUGAAUUACCACGGGCAACAGUAUGCUCGUCUAGAUCGUGACCGCUCCGUGUAUGAAGGCUCCGAUGAACCACACUCCUACAUCUUUUUGAUGCUGUCGCCGCUGCUGUUCUACACGCCAGAUCUGUAUAUUGAGGAGCUUGAAAAGGUCUGGGUCGAGGAAACUGCUCAUUACCAGCCAUGGAAUAUUUUCGUGUCGAGUUUGCAAAAGGACUGGGAGAGCGCGAUCCUUCCUGCGACAGUGCUAUUGACUGCCAACGUCGGCUUCUUGGCCAUUCAAAGCGAGGAUACAGGGCGGCCUUCACGAUCAGUCGCUCAGAUAACGAGCUACCUGUCUACUUUCCUCAGCUUAGGCAACAUUAUUAUGUGCAUCAUCCUAUCAAGGCAGCAUCGAUCCAAUGCGCACGGCACUGCGACUGAAGCCGCCACCUACUUGUCAGGGCGAAGUCAAAAGAUAAUGGGGCUGGAGUUACUUGCAAUCACGUUUAGCCUCCCCGGCGCAAUGUUCCUAUGGGGUAUGCUGUUUUUCUACGUGACCAUGUCUUGGGUAUGCUUCCACGAUACGAGUCCCGCCACAAGUGUCUCAGCAGCGAUCGUCCUGACGAUCAUUGUUGGGCUUACGCUUGUUGUGGUGUGUAUGGAUUGGCGUACGGGACCGCCGGAGGAGGGGCUAUGGAAUAGGCUUUCUGCGAGCCUAAAACGUGCACUGAAGCGGAUGGUACAACGCCGGAGAGAUCUUGCUUUCCCCAGGAAGCCACGCUUGCCCUGGUGGCAGACCCGAAGGAUGCGGCGUUCAAGGCGUGGGGCUGUCAAGCAGUCGGACGACAUUGUAUGA